AUGAAAUGUCUGACUUCUGGUUCGACCAGAUAAACAAGAGCUCGCUAAUGGCUGAUGGGCACUUCAAAAAGUUCAUCUUUCGUACCACCCUUGCGGAUCUAGUGAUUGGAGAAGCUGAGAUUGAUCUAAAGGAUAAUGAUGAUGAUGCUUACUUGGUUGAACUAUGUGAUCAGCAUCUGUCAAGCAUCUACUACCUAGCAGAGAUGGUGCAUACCCAUAUCUUACGAUUGCCAUGCCACGGCAAUUGUAAUCAACAUCAAGGA
Molecule: messenger RNA, 263 nt
Organism: Linum tenue
Lineage: Eukaryota; Viridiplantae; Streptophyta; Magnoliopsida; Malpighiales; Linaceae
Source: the annotation of a GenBank genome assembly